Molecule: messenger RNA, 828 nt
Organism: Nerophis lumbriciformis (worm pipefish)
Lineage: Eukaryota; Metazoa; Chordata; Actinopteri; Syngnathiformes; Syngnathidae
Source: RefSeq, a predicted model, not a curated record
AUGAGCAGAGCAGACGCGACGAGCAGCGACGAAGCAGACUCUGAUUCGGAAAACCACUCGAUUGUGUCGACCGAUGACGAGCGAGGAGAAGGAUCGGCCGAGCACCGGGACCGAGGGGAGCAACAAGACGACGACCAGGCUUGGACGAGCGAAGACGUCCAAAAAGGUGAACUUUCACUUUUGUCGUUUGAGGACGUUCUAAAACUACGAAGCCGCGUGGGCACCAAAGCUUACGACCGAGCCGCCGGCGGGGGUGACUCCCGCCGCCCGCGCCCUACCGACCUGUGCAAGCGCCUCAACAAGAACAGGCCCUCGGAGGUCUCCUCCAAGAAACGGGCGCCCUUCCUCCGCCAGGUGGUCGCCGUCAAAAAGACUACGCUGAGAGAUCCUCGCUUUGACGACCUGUCAGGGGAGUACAAGGCGGAGAUCUUCGACAAGACCUACCGCUUCAUCGACGACAUCAGACGGCGAGAGGCGCAGGCGCUCCAAAAGCAGCUGAAGAAAACCAAGAAUGCCGACCGGAAAGAGAAGCUCGGCUCCCUCCUCAAGAAGAUGGCCAAUCGGGAGCGAGCGCGCCAGCAGCAGGAGGAGCGACGGACCAGAGAGCUCCAAUUCAAGAAGGAGCAAAGAGAACGAGCCGAUCGGGGCGCUCGACCCUUCUUCCUAAAGAAAUCUGAGCAGAAGAAAGCGGCCCUGGCGGCGAGGUUCACUCAGUUGAAGAAGAGCGGCAAGUUGGACGCCUUCCUCGGCAAGAAGAGGAAGCGCAAUGCCGGCAAAGAUCGGAGGAAGCUGCCGCCGCUGCACGGGCGCGCCACCGCUUCUUCGUGA